AUGCAGACGCUUUUGAGUCAUAGCCGAGUGAUGCCGCCUCCUGGUGCGAUCACGAAAGAAGAAAUUAAGAACCAGCUGAUGGUUCACGAGCGCCGCUUCUUGAGCAAGGUUAGUUAAUAAUAUGUUAGAAGAUUUUGCAUACCUUACGUGGGUGUAAUUACACGUUUCCUGAAAUAUAUAAAAGGCGGGCUGAAGCCUACGGCUUCAUUCAUUCCAAAUGCUUACUUUUCAUUUUCAGCCUGCUCAAAAAGAGGAGUGGGGUGUUCUGUCGCAGUCCACGCAUUCGAAGAACACUGUCAAUCCUGUCCGUAAGAUCGCCGAUGCUUGCGCCGUUGCUCCAAACCCACUGAAAAAAACCAUUCGUCUUCACCUCGGAGAUCCAUCUGUUGGAGGAAAGCUUCCACCAAGCGAAGUAGCCGUUCAAGCAAUCAUGGAAUCAGUCAGCACUCAUAGGUAAAUACUCUUGCCUAACUCAACUUGAUCUAACCCAAUACAUUUUCAGUUACGAUGGAUAUGGCCCAGCUGUCGGCACUCUUGCUGCCCGUCAAGCCAUUGUUGAUCGAUACAGUACCCCAACUUCCUCCUUCACCGCUGAUGAUGUUAUCUUGGCUUCCGGAUGCUCUCAUGCCCUCCAAAUGGCUAUUGAAGCUAUCACCAACGCCGGAGACAACAUUCUAGUCCCACACCCCGGAUUUCCAUUGUAUUCUACUCUUUGCCGCCCACACAACAUCAUUGACAAGCCGUACAAGAUUGAUAUGAGCGGAGACGACGUCAAAAUUGAUUUGUCAUAUUUGGAGACCAUCAUCGACGAGAACACCAAGGCAAUCAUCGUGAACAACCCUGGUAACCCAACUGGAGGUGUUUUCACCAAAGAUCACCUGGAAGAGAUUCUUUUUUUUGCCGAGAAGUACAAACUGGUUAUCAUUGCCGAUGAAAUUUACGGAGACCUGGUUUACAAUGGAGCCACGUUUUACCCAUUGGCCUCUCUCAGUCCGAAAGUACCAGUUAUCACCUGCGACGGAAUCGCAAAGAGAUGGAUGGUUCCUGGAUGGCGAUUGGGAUGGAUCAUCAUUCACAAUCACUUCGGAGUGCUCACUGAGGUCAAGAAAGGAAUCGUGGCGUUGUCACAGAAGAUUGUGGGCCCGUGCUCGUUGAUCCAAGGAGCUCUCCCGAAAAUUCUCCGCGACACUCCAGAAGACUACUUUGUCUACACUCGAAGUGUCAUCGAAACAAACGCUAACAUUGUCGAUGAAAUCCUGCAAGACGUGCCGGGACUGCGUGUUAUAAAGCCAAAGGGUGCGAUGUACAUGAUGGUCGGCAUCUCCCGAACUGCCCACGGAUCGGACGUCAGUUUCUGCCAAAACCUGAUAAGAGUAAGUUAACGAGCUCAAUUUAUCAAUAGUAAGGUUUUAAUUUCAGGAAGAAUCGGUGUUUUGCUUGCCAGGACAAGCCUUCUCUGCGCCAGGAUAUUUUCGAGUUGUUUUGACCUGCGGCAAAGAAGAGAUGGAAGAAGCCGCUUCGAGAAUAAGAGAAUAUUGCUUCCGCAACUUCAACCAACACUCGGACUCUGAAGACAGCUCUGAUGAAGGCCUCGAUCUUAGCGCCAUUGAGUCGGACUAA
Caenorhabditis sp. 36 PRJEB53466 is the source of this 1620-nucleotide messenger RNA. The record is from the annotation of a GenBank genome assembly. Lineage: Eukaryota; Metazoa; Nematoda; Chromadorea; Rhabditida; Rhabditidae.